GGGCGGCGGGGGCCGGGGUGACAUUUGUCCGGCGGGGUGGGGAAGUGUCCGCUUGUUGCCUCUCUCCGGGCGGGGCUGUCGGACCGGCUCGCGGCAUGGGUGACCAAGCGCUCAGCUUCGUCAAGGACUUUCUGGCCGGCGGGAUCGCCGCCGCCGUCUCCAAGACGGCUGUCGCCCCCAUCGAGAGAGUGAAGUUGCUGCUGCAGGUCCAGCAUGCCAGCAAACAGAUCACGGCCGAUAAGCAGUACAAGGGCAUCGUGGACUGCAUAGUCCGCAUCCCCAAGGAGCAGGGCAUCGCCUCCUUCUGGAGAGGCAACUUGGCCAAUGUCAUCCGGUACUUCCCCACCCAGGCCCUUAACUUCGCCUUCAAGGACAAGUACAAGCAGAUCUUCCUGGGCGGAGUGGACAAGCACAAGCAGUUCUGGCGCUACUUCGCAGGAAACCUUGCGUCCGGGGGUGCCGCGGGAGCCACCUCCCUCUGCUUCGUCUACCCUCUGGAUUUUGCCAGGACCCGGCUGGCGGCUGAUGUGGGCAAAGGAGCCACCGAGAGGGAGUUCUCUGGCCUGGGCGACUGCAUUGUCAAGAUCUUUAAGUCUGAUGGCUUGAAGGGCUUGUACCAAGGAUUUAGUGUGUCUGUCCAGGGCAUCAUCAUCUACAGAGCAGCCUACUUUGGGGUAUACGAUACGGCCAAGGGUAUGUUGCCUGAUCCAAAGAAUGUGCACAUCAUAGUGAGCUGGAUGAUUGCCCAGAGUGUCACUGCAGUGGCAGGGCUGGUUUCUUAUCCUUUUGAUACUGUGCGACGUAGGAUGAUGAUGCAGUCUGGCCGAAAGGGAGCUGAUAUUAUGUAUAAGGGCACAAUUGAUUGCUGGAGGAAGAUAGCAAAAGACGAAGGAUCCAAAGCGUUCUUCAAGGGUGCCUGGUCGAAUGUGUUGAGAGGCAUGGGCGGAGCUUUUGUAUUAGUACUUUAUGAUGAAAUCAAGAAGUAUGUCUAAGACAUAACAUCAUAAUGCAGUAGUUCAAUUGUUCUCAAUCAACUUUUUUAAAAAUACGAACUUGUGAUGUAAUGGACAACAAAAUAUUUCCUAGGGAAACAAUAAAAUUUGAGUAAUGUAUGUGGCAGAGAUAAGGACGCAUUAAUUUAAAAAUUGUUCACAACAUCACAGUUACAUUUUCUAUGAGAAUUCCUCCACCAUUUGUAUUGGAACCUGUGUAUAUAUUAUACUUCAAAUUGCAGGUAAUAGAUUUUGUCUAAAGACAAAAUAUAAAUGAUCUAUACCUAGUCUAAAAUCUAAUAUUGUGAAUUCUUAAUAGAUUAUCAUAAAUAUUUAUUAUACUAAUUAAUGUCUCUAGCUACCCAACACUGUGAUGACAUGACUUAAAAUCAUGUUUUCUUCUAAAGCUCUAUUUUUAAUAUAUUAUUAAGUGAAAAGUAUGUCUGAAAUCAUAAACUAUAUUAAAGUUAUAAUAAUCACUAGGCUGAAGAACUCACCACUAGGCUGAGUUCUUAACUGUAGCCUCUUCCCUGACAAACUAUACAGUAAUAUGGUUGAAACUGUAAUCUGAUUUUUCAGACAUACUUUGUAAAAUAUGGAAAUACAAUGUUUCAAAAAUUCCCUGUAUUGUCACAAAGGAAAAAGUUGUCUGCUCUGAUGUUCAAUUGAACUAAAACUGAAAUGAAAUAAAUUAAUAUAUUAAUGAA
Messenger RNA from Serinus canaria (Common canary), 1699 nucleotides. It is a transcript of the gene SLC25A4, whose product is annotated as solute carrier family 25 member 4. Lineage: Eukaryota; Metazoa; Chordata; Aves; Passeriformes; Fringillidae. The record is from RefSeq and is a predicted model, not a curated record. Gene Ontology annotation, molecular function: ATP:ADP antiporter activity. Gene Ontology annotation, biological process: mitochondrial ADP transmembrane transport; mitochondrial ATP transmembrane transport. The transcript has 4 exons. Bases 96 to 992 code for a protein of 298 amino acids. Gene Ontology annotation, cellular component: mitochondrial inner membrane.